This is a messenger RNA of Pleuronectes platessa (European plaice), 1350 nucleotides long. It is a transcript of the gene adcyap1r1b, whose product is annotated as adenylate cyclase activating polypeptide 1b (pituitary) receptor type I. Gene Ontology annotation, biological process: adenylate cyclase-modulating G protein-coupled receptor signaling pathway; cell surface receptor signaling pathway. Gene Ontology annotation, molecular function: peptide hormone binding; vasoactive intestinal polypeptide receptor activity; G protein-coupled peptide receptor activity. The transcript is spliced from 13 exons. The record is from RefSeq and is a predicted model, not a curated record. Lineage: Eukaryota; Metazoa; Chordata; Actinopteri; Pleuronectiformes; Pleuronectidae. Gene Ontology annotation, cellular component: plasma membrane; neuron projection. Bases 1 to 1350 code for a protein of 449 amino acids.
AUGUCUCCGUCUGACGUCAGCUGGCUGCUCCUCAGCCUCCUGCUCCUCUUCACCACCACGGUCUGGAGCCAGCAGGUCCCUGUUAACUGUGUGAUCAAGCAGGAGCAGGAGAGCUGUGAGGAGAAGAUGGCCUCCGACGAUCCCGGGAACGAUCCUGAGUUCGGCUGUCCCUGGAUGUGGGACAACCUGACGUGUUGGAAGCCGGCGAGGGUCGGUGAGGUGGUGGAGGUCAACUGUCCCGACCUCUUCACUCAGUUCAUGAGCGGCGAGGACUUCGAGGUGGGGACGGUGAGUCGCAACUGCAGCGAGUUCGGCUGGUCUGAGACCAUCCCUCACUACAUCGACGCCUGCCUGUACGAGGAGGGCAACAGCACCCACCCGGACAUGUACUACGUGUCGGUGAAGGCUCUGUACACCGUGGGCUACAGCGUCUCUCUGGUGUCCCUCACCACAGCCAUGGUGAUCCUGUGCAGGUUCAGGAAGCUGCACUGCACCAGGAACUUCAUCCACAUGAACCUGUUCGUGUCCUUCAUGCUGAGGGCCAUUUCCGUCUUCAUCAAAGACGGCGUGUUGUACGCCAAAGAGGACAGCGAGCACUGCUUCAUCCACACGCUGGAGUGUCGAGCCGUGAUGAUAUUCUUCCACUACUGCGUCCUCUCCAACUACUUCUGGCUCUUCAUCGAGGGCCUGUACCUCUUCACGCUGCUGGUGGAGACCUUCUUCCCCGAGAAGAGAUACUUCUACUGGUACAUCAUCAUCGGCUGGGGCGGGCCGACCGUGUGCGUGACCGUGUGGGCCGUGCUGCGGCUGCACUUCGAUCACAUCGGCUGCUGGGACAUGAACGACAACGCUGCCAUCUGGUGGGUGAUAAAGGGACCUGUGCUGGCCUCCAUCAUGAUAAACUUUGUUCUCUUCAUCGGAAUCAUCGUCAUCCUGGUGCAGAAGCUCCAGUCUCCAGACAUCGGAGGAAACGAGUCCAGUAUUUACCUGAGGCUGGCUCGCUCCACUCUGCUGCUGAUCCCUCUGUUUGGGAUCCACUACACUGUGUUCGCCUUCUCCCCGGAGAACGUGAGCAAGCGGGAGCGUCUGGUGUUUGAACUCGGACUGGGAUCCUUCCAGGGCUUCGUGGUGGCCGUCCUCUACUGCUUCCUGAACGGAGAGGUGCAAUCGGAGAUCAAGAGGAAAUGGCGCAGCUGGACGGUGAACAGGUACUUUGCUGUGGACCUGAAGCACCGGCAUCCCUCGCUGGCGAGCAGUGGUGUGAACGGGGGGACGCAGCUGUCCAUCCUCAGCAAGAGCAGCUCGCAGAUCCGCAUGUCCAGCCUGCAGGCCGAGCUCCCGGCCACCUGA